Porites lobata is the source of this 20581-nucleotide messenger RNA. The record is from the annotation of a GenBank genome assembly. Lineage: Eukaryota; Metazoa; Cnidaria; Anthozoa; Scleractinia; Poritidae.
AUGUUGGUUUUACAUUGGUUUGUAGGAAAUGAUGAAGAUAAUGUCAUGGGUGUGGUAAGUCAUGAUCACUUGGCAAACUAUUAAGUAUACUUCAGUCUUUAUUAGGAAGCUUAACACGGUGUAGACAGCAGUGAACAUUUCACUUUUAAAUGAAUUUUUGUUCUUUCAAACUCUAUUGGUUUCAUUUAUUUAGCCUCUCUCAUUUUGUCAAAUGUGUAUUUAUCUUCAAAAAGAAAAAGAAACAAUAUUAUUGUUGUCAUGUGUUCCCAUCCUCUAUUAAAUGUCUCAUUAGGAAGUUUUGCACUGUUAUUGUGCAGUGGACGUCAAGGAAAUAACUAGCCUGCGUAGCUGGCGGUAUUGUGUGGGUGCAAGAUUCAAGUUUUGGCGGCAGAGCCGUGUUCCAAAAAAAGGGAGCAGGGACGAGGCGGUUGAAAUACCACCUGCCAGAAAACCCCGGUAUUUUGAAUAGUCCGCACACUAGUGUGCGGAGAAACGGAUUGGUCGAGGGCCAUACAUAUGUCAAUCAUGUUAGAUGAUCCUUCGCAUAUAUUUCCCAAUUAAGGGAGCAGAUGGCAAACUGGAAAAGACGUAAGUGAUUGUGGCUUCCCCUUUAAAAAGAGCAUAAUUGAUGACCAAAUUGCCGAAAUGGCGGGUUUAAACUUCACAGCGCUGGAAUUGUCUUUAUUUGGCCGUAACAAGAACACCUACAGAAGAAUAAACCACAGGAAAUGGUUACUCCAUAUGCAUGUAACAAACCAGCUUCAUGACCUUUUAAUGUUAAGCCUAGCUUGGCAAAAAAAGAUUUACUCAGUCAAAGUUUAGGAUGAUACAUCCACUGUGUAGUGCUAGUAACCUUCGCGUGAGAGCCGAGAAAAUAAAAAAGCUUCUGUUCAAGCAAACUCACGAGGUCACGUUUCACAUUAUCACGAGCUUAGGAGUCGUGUUUAGCCUGUCAGCACUUAUUUCUAAACUGUCUUGCGCGAAAAUAAUCGGCUGAUUUAAAUGGGAUCAGCUAAGGUGACAAAAAUGGGCGGCAUUCGAAAAAUCAUGGUUCUCUGGCAGGCGGUAUUUCUCAUGGCACCGCCGUUCGUGGACGGCUCCACUGUCAAAUCUCACUCGACUAUAUUACAACAGCUCCGCCGCCAAAUCUCACUUGACUACUACACAAUACCGCCAGCUACGCAGGCUAGGAAAUAACCAAAAUGCAUGAUGCACGCACAGAGUAGCCUGUGUACAGACGUCCCCCCUGCCUCAGACAAAAUUGGGAGAAGAGACGUCUGUGAAUUGCCGACGAUAAUUGUGUUCCUGUUUCCCUGGAAUGUUGGGGACAGCCUCUGAUUGGUUAUAAUGUUAAUUAUGCCAUGAUGCAAAUAGUUUCCAGUGUUGUGAUUGGUGAAUGAAUCUCAGAAUAGAUUCCCCGGGGAAAACCUUAGCCUUUGUGGACAGUUUACCGCAUUUAUAUUUGUUUACUUGUAUUUCGGCUCUCUGGAAUGGGCAUGUGAAAUUAAGACCACUGAUGUUUGCUGCAUCAGUUGCGGGUGCAUCUGUCUCUGCCGGAUGGUAUUGUAAAAAAAAAAAGGAAGGAUGUACAGAAUUCAACUCUUAAUCAGAGAUCUUAUAUCUGGAUUUUAGCAUGGACAUUGUGUGAAGCUGUUCGGCUAGCCUGAGUACAGACCCCAGGGCUAUUUUUUGGCCUAUACUGUACAUGUGCUGAUCAUGAUUCGUAGAAAAUAAAGGCAAAAGUAACGAUCCUUUAUGUGGAACCUACUUGAAAUCAUUGAAUGGAUCAACUCCUGCAUAAAAUGCUUGACUGGAGAUGGAAACAGUACUUUUGAGAUAAAACUUCUUUCAAACCAAAAACCACAGGAAAUCGAUGCACAGUAACAGACCGACUUUAUAAAUUAUGCUAAAAAAAAUUUUAAAAGAAAACUUCAAAAGCAUGAUAUACUAGUUGUGUGACAUUUUAGGAAGAUAUUCUAGUUAGGACCUAGCUGAGCUAUAAAGGUUGAGAACAUCCGAGAGAAUAACUGCGUACAUUCUCUUAAAGAGUCCCGAGUCAUGUCGUUCUGUCAACACCUUUUCAACUGUCAGAUGAAACAACAACAAAAUAUGAUUUAUAAUGGUAAUGUGUACUGGAACGUGAUUAAUGACAGUUAUUCCCAGACGUCUCUUCUCCCGAAGAGGGAGGGGGGUCGUCUGUACGCAGGCUAGCACAUAGCUGUUGUUUUAUUUUUUUAUCACCGCCAUGGUCGUCGUGGCUGCUUAAGCUUCCUAUUAUCCCAUUCAAAUAAAAGUGUUUCUUGUUUCACGAUGGAAGUUUUCUACUGAUUGUAUGUGUUAUUGAUGGUAGGAUGAGCAUCAGGACUACUGUGAAGAAUGUGAAGAGGGUGGGGACUUGUUACUGUGUGACACCUGUACACUGUCUUUUCACUUGCGUUGUCUGGAUCCCCCACUUGAUGAACCUCCUCAGGGAAGAUGGAGUUGUCCUGUCUGUGUAAGUUUUUCUUUACUUUUAAGAGGAAUCCAGUGUCUGUGGUAGAGCCAAGGAAUUUAUAUUAAGAAGUUUCUUUGUUGUAAAAGUUUUGAGUUGUUCAACUUGAGUAGCAUGAACGAGGCUUCUGUUCAGUUGGAAGCAAUGUGCAGAGUAAACUAUUUUAUAACCAAUCUAGUAAACUGAGGAACAGCGCUUGGUAAAUUCCACUUAGAUAGGAGUAGGGUCUGCUGAGGGGAUCUGUGCCCCUCUACUUUGUUUUUACCAACGAAGCAUGAUGCCUCCAGACUUAUCCUUAAAAAUGGCAUGCCGCUAAAACCUCCCCCACACACACCCCAGACAGAGGUAUAUAUAUACAAAGUAGAAUCCCGGUAACUAGAACUCUAAAGGGAACUAAAAACAGUUCAAGUUAGCAAGGGUUUGAGCUAACGGGGUCGAUUUCAAAAUUCAAUUUUCCACAUUAAAAAUUGAUAAUUACUGAUUUUUCAGCAGGUCAGAUUUUGUCAGAAAAGGUCACAUGAUUAGGCAUCAUUUCAUGGCGUUUAUGAUAAAAUGUUUUCUGUCCUUUGCACCAAUUAAAAUCAAGUUGAUGUUGUAUUGACCAGUGCUAGUUUUAGUGUUUUUACUGAUAAUACUAAAAGAAGAGUUAAUGGGAUGGCAUCCGAGUGGAGUUAGAAGAGCCAGAAUUCGAGUUAUUGAGGUAAAUUUCAGUGAAUUUUUGAUCAAGGGAAAUGGAAUUUAGUUUGAGGUAGCAGGGAAUUCGAGUUAUAUGAGUGCAAGUUAACCAAGUAAGGAAAACUGAAAAGUGGGGUGAAAACCAAAAAAAAUGGACUUAGUUUGAGUUAGUGGGAAGUUCGAGUUCUCCGAGUUCAAGUACAAUGUAUACUGUACAAUGUAUACAUAUCAGCAUAUUUAAGAAUUAUUCCUCAAGCCCAAAUGGGCUCUGUAGUGACUCAGAGGCCACUAGGGUAGCCUGUGAACAGGCUCUCUGUCUGGGGAAAAAAAUAGCAAGGAAAGGGAAGGGAAGGGGGGAGAGAGCCUGUAGACACACGUUUGAGGCCGCUAUUCCGCCCUCUUGUAAUUAUCUUGCCGAACAUCUGUCAGCAAGAUCGUUAUCUGUCAAUCAAUUUCGCGCGUGAGUAACUCCUGGGAAAAUUAAAGGGAAAAAAACCGUGUUUUGCUUCGUCUCAAAACAAAGUGAAAUGGACCGCGAGCCUAAUUGUCGAUUUUGAAAAAAAUCGUUGAUCUCCGGUAAGAGAAUUAAUACGGUGCCGGUCGUUGGCGUUUCAAGAAAUAAGACCUUGCUGGUUGACAGUGGCCAAGACAGCGUUGUACUAGUGCAAGCAUUUGAUUGCUCAAGAUUUCCUCUUGUGCAAGGAGAAAGCUUUUCGAUUUAAGCUGCUUAACUUGUGCUCAUCGCUACCGUUCGUCUUGCUAGUUCAGUUUCUAAUUCAACAAGCCCCUGCAAUGAGCGAACUUGGAAUGCGAAAGGUACAGAUACUAUCAUGACUUCUCCAGAACGUGAACCUCCAAAGACAAGUACAAAGAAAUCAACAGCGCCUCGAUCGCCGACAGGAAUUACACCUUUGGGUAUUUAUCCCGCAUUUAUAGCAAUAAAAGAGGGCGGUAGGCCUACAUGGCGUUUACCUCACGCCAAAAUGCUGCCUGUUCCCAUAAGUUUUUUCCUCUGCUCGGUAGAUUAUGCUCUGGAAGGUUCUACAUUUUCACUGAGCAAAUAUGGUUUUAGCCGCUGGUUUCACACUGAGAGGUCAUAGCAUACAUAUCGAUUUACUGUGGUUUUUGUCUCUGGUCGGCAGGAUUUGCCCUCUCUGAUGCAAGAGCAUUUUCUUUGACCUCUUUUGAAGCGUAAAGCUUUUUAUUGCGGCUGAAUAAGGGUCGUACUUUUCUCCAAAGUGCCCUCUGGAUCUGAAUAACUAAGCGAUUUUCUUUAGUCCGUAAAUGUAAUGUUUUUCUGAAAUGUUGUAUCACGCUGGGCCCAGGUCGUUAGUUUUCUUUGCAGAAUGUUUAAAAUGAUCACGGAUAGUAAUUUACAGAUCCAAAGUUAUAAGAUUCAAGUGCAGCUUAAACCGAAGCUACAUCAACUAUGGAGAAUUGCAUUUUGACUCGGUAAACUCCAGCCUAGUGUUUUUCUAUCCAUUAGAUAGUACUGAGUCUUUUGACUGCAGCGCGUAGUUCCUCCCUUGGUAAUAGCUUUUGAACAAGCUUAACAGUCUUUGGAGUGUUUUGUUAUUUCCAAACGCGUGUUACGUGCCGACCGAAAAGCCGAUGUCAAUCAGACCUUUCAACAGUCAGUGUUCUCGCCAAUAAGAACUUGCAUCAGGAUCUGAUGCACAGCGGGUGCCGUGGAACGGCGGUCCCAAAGGCUUGUCCACAGGCCUUUUCGCUUUUCCCUCUCCCUAAUUCCCCGCUCGACCAAAGGCCUGUUCACAGGCUACCACGAGGGCAAGAGGAAUAUUAUUGUUUUAGUAAAAUCCAACUAGUUGGUCAAAACAAAACAACUUUAGCUAGAAAAACGCGAUUCAGCCACCAUUGUUUUGGUUUUCAAAGCCAGUGCUUUUCUCUAAUAGUCUGCUAUAACAUAUAGCCUAGUAGUAGCUCAAACAAUCAGAACGCAGCAUUGAUAAUAGGCCACUAGUGGGAUUUUACUAAAUACACAUACCGUAUUUAUUUGAUUAACUGCCCUGGGCACUUGUUAAAUUUUUGGAUCCUGAGGGUGGACGCUAAUUCGAGGUGGGCGCUUAUUCGAGGCUGGGCGCUUAUUAAAAUUUCACCAUUUCCAGCAAGUGCAGUAUGUUUAUUUUGCAAUAAAUGGUAAUAACAAAACGCGAAGAUGUAACAAAGCAAGGUUCCUGUAAACUACUCUGAAGAAAACUCUGUCUUCGGGGACGUCUCUCACACUGUAUUAGUACUUAUUCAAUUUUGGGUUUGGGGGGUGGGAGCAGGAAGGGUGAUUAGGGUGGGGGUAGUUUGAGUUUGAGUGGGAGGGGAGGGGGGGGGGGUGGGGUGUGGGUGCUUAUUAACUUUUUCUGCCUUUAGGAUGAGCGCUAAUUCGAGGUUGGGCGCUUAUUUGAGUAAAUAUGGUAUAUAUAUUAUAUGAACAUGACAGAGAAUUGCAUGGGUAGGAAAGAGCAAGAACAAAACCUGAACUAUGUAGGAUGUUGUUGAUGUAGGUUUUAGACAUCAUGAAACUUGGUUUUCUCAAUUUUGCACAUUUUUUUUUGUCUGGUAUCCAGUCCUUUUUAGUCUGUUCUAUUCAGCUUUUUAUUCAGUUGAAUGGAGAGUCAAAGCGGUAACAUCUGCACUUAACUGUGCCUGUAUGUUAGGUUAUCUUGUUCCAUUAUCCAGGAAGAUGAAAUGACAAGUGACUCCAGUGAAGACAUGCAUAGUGAUUACUGCAGAGUGUGUAAAGAUGGUGGCCAGUUAUUAUGUUGUGAUAGUUGUCCAUCUGCCUAUCAUUUGCACUGCCUCAUUCCACCAAUGAAAAAGAUUCCUGGAGGAGACUGGAGAUGUCCACGAUGCAAGGUAGUUAUUUUGAUUAAAGGUAUUAUAUAUGCACAUAGUGGUUGGUACAUUUUCCCCUUGUUCAAUUUAUUUUUCUUUGUUUUAAACAAAGUAAAAUUGCCCCACAAAUUACAUAACUUGGCUCUAUUCUUGGGUAUGAAGCUGCAUACUAGUGUAGAUUUUGAGUGGCAACUCUGUGUGGUCUUUAUAAGCCUUGUGUUCCUGUGCAUGUUUUAUUUAACUCUUUCACUCCUAAACCAUGUUAUCGCAAGAUUGUUUCAUGCUUUUUUGUUUAUUUUUUUUUUCCACUCUUACAUUUAAAUUUGUGAAAGAAAUCCCAUAUUGUUACCAUUGAAAUUAAAUGUCCUCUUUGGUGAGGGUUGUCCAAUCCACACUAAUUACUAGAAUCUACUGGAAACACAAAUAGAUUUCAACAGACUCCCUUAUUUCUACUCGUAGAAGAUGUAAAAACAUUUUAAUCAUGACUUGUGUAGUGUACUUACCUCAAGUCAUGGCUUAAUGAAUAAGGUGUAAAUACAUGUGUAGGGUUCUUGUCUCAGGUCAUGGCUUAAAGAACAAGAUAUUUCACUUCAAGUAGACUUUCAGUGAUUCAAGGAAUUGGGCACAACUAUUGCACAGUACUAUUUAUUUUAGGGGACUUACCAAAAAUAAAUUUUUUUGAGGGGGAAGGAUAUUUUUGGCUACUUUUUAAAAGGGUUAAUCUUGUUAUGUAUAGUACGUUUUUUAUUACACUUCCAUUGUUUGCUCUCAGAGUGAGCCAUUGAAAGGCAAAGUUGAGAGAAUUCUUCACUGGAGAUAUGUUAACCUACCAAUUGAAGGUAAGUAUUCCAUUUUUGACAUUGUCUUUGUAAAGAGUUGCUAGUAGCUCAUGUUUCUACCAUAUUAUUUCUUGUCUACUGAGAAUUUAAUGUGCGACAAAUGCAGACUGCACAGACUUACAGAACUGGCAGAUUCAAGUCUUGUUAUAUUUAUAUGAAAAUGGGACAGUUUCAUGAGCAUUUCACAAUGUGGUUAACUUGCCAAUCUGCAGUCUGCAAUUGUUUCACACUGCUCAGUAAUGCACUAGGUGCAGUUUUGCUGCUUCAUUAGAGGACCUCACAAUUUGCUGAGUAUGAGUACUACAACUUUUGUCUAAUAUAUACAUCUCGAAUGUAUUCUUCAAUAAUCAGCUCUAUCUAUAGGCCAGCAGAAUAAAGGAACCAGAUCCAGAUUUCUGGAUACAUUGCUGGCUUUAAAGUUCAAAAUUUUUACUAAAGCUUAAUGCCUUAAUGUUCAGUAAUACUUCUGCUUAAACCCAUUCCCAAAGACCGCGGGGUAGCUGUUCAAAGAGAAUACUCAUGCAUGGUAGCAUUACAGGCAAUUUUUAAGAACACUAUUUCAGCUCUUAGCUGGCACCCACUCUACCACACCAAUACUAGAAAUGUCAUCAGAGGUACAAUCAGCUCUCACUAACACUGUUACAACUCUGUAGAAAACAGGUGUCUGCCUUAAAUAUAUAGAGUGAACGAAAAGAGCUAAAGAAUGACAGGGAGUAACUCAGGGUGUCUGUUUUAGAGAGAUGUUCAUCUUGUAAGUGGUUUUGGGUAAGAGAGUGGACAAAAGUAAAUCCAAAUUUUUCUGCAACCAGUUUUGCAAGACUGAGGGUGCAGAUCCCUAUGUAACUUACAACAGUUUCAGUGAUAAAGUAUUCUGCCUUAAUUUGCUCCGAGUCCAUGGGUUUCCAAGUAUGAGUGAUAUGUAAGGUACAUGUGGGUAAAUCUCAUACUGAUACAUUUAUAACAUUGUUUUUGCAGAUGCUAUGCUCAAGUCUGGUGAUACUGGAGAGCUGACUGAACCAGAGGUAUGCCGCCUUGUGGCAGUUACCUUGUUAACUUCAGUUCAGUUAAUCUGUUUAAUUUUAGGAUCAAGUUUUAAAUAAGAAGAUCCACAAGCCAUACUGUUUAUUCAGUCUUGAGAGUCUGUAUGGACUCGCUGUGCAUGUAGCUAACAGAAGAAUUUAUUUUGCAGACUUAUGAAACUCGAGAGUUUUUUGUCAAGUGGUUGGAUAUGUCAUACUGGCAUUGCUCAUGGAUCACAGAACUCCAGGUUGGUCUCUGCAUUUACUGUAUGUUCUGUUGAAUGAGAGGAUGUGUAGUUUUACAGGGGCGGAUGUAGGAGGAGGGUGCAGGGGGCUCCCCCCUCCACCCAAGAUGAACUGUGUGUUUCUAAUUAGCACUGUGAAGUUUGCUUCACAGUUAUAUAAAAUCCGCUGUAUCCAUGGUCUGCACGGGCCUUGAAAAGUCCUUGAAAAAACAUCAUGUCCUUGAAAGUCCUUGAAAAUUGAAAAAUAGUGGGAUAUCCUUGAAAAGUCCUUGAAUUUUCCACAGCAGUCGUUGGAUAUUAUUGAAAGCUCCUUGAAUAAAAAUGACCUUCAUUAAAGAAAAAAAAUAGUGUUUUGUGCAAAGGAAUGAUUAAAGCACAGCAUUACACAAAUUUUCUUGGUGGUCAUGCAAGUGUUUUCUUAUGUUUUCAGUGUUCCAAGCAUAGUUCAUUUUCCAUUAUUUGAAGUAGCCUACGAACUGUAUUGCAAUAAGCCAACACCCCUCCACCUACGCAUUGUAAAGGUCUUUAAUCAUGUUAUUGGGGUAAAGAAGUCCUUGAAAAAAUGAUUUUAGUCCUUGAAAAGUCCUUGAUUUUUCCCAAAUAAUUCUGUAUGAACCAUGUAUAUUGUUUUAUAUGUAUUCGCAGCAGUUCACAUUAUGUUACUGCCUAGUCAAAAGCCUUCUUCUUCAUAUUCGCUUUUAAAAUUUGUUUACAUCACCGAACAGUUAUACCAUUCCAUAGUAGUGCACCCAUCCUGGAUCUGCCCCAGUGUAUAAACUAUAAUUAAGAGUUGGGAAGGGAGUCAUGCAGACAAGGAUCAGUAAAUUACCAGGCAAUGAGCAGUCUCACACAUGCAUUGGUUUUGUACAUGUAUGUUGUAAGGGGCACAAGUAGUCCCAUUUAACCCAGAUUGUCUACAGGCCACAGUUGAUCAAGUGAUGGAUAGCAGUAUUCACUGGAUAAUUCUCUAUCAGUGGAUUAAUGUAAUUGGUUUCCCUAAUACUUCUCCACUGGAUUUUGAUAUAUCCAGUGGAUAAGGUCAUCUUUCAAUAGCCAGCAUUGUAUCACAAGGAAGUUUAAUUGGCCAUACAAUACACUGCAUUCAAUUAACUCAUUCAGCUGUGUUUUGGAGCAAAAUAUUAGGUAAUUCGUAAAUCACACACCAAAUUACGUACAAGAUAAUCACUUUUCAGCAGUGGUGAAAGUGGAGACAGAGGUCAAAUUAACAUGUAAACAUCAACAGUUUUCAUGUCUUGCAUUAUUUUUUUAGUUGGAGAUUUACCAUCCCAGCAUGUACCGAGCAUAUUUCCGUAAGAAUGACAUGGAGGAACCACCGCCCAUUGACGAUGGUGAUGAAGACAAGGAGACACCAGCACAUGUGAUACAGAACAGCAAGGCAGAGGAUGAAAGUAACCUUGAGGCCAGAUUUUACCGAUAUGGAGUACGGCCAGACUGGUUACAGAUUCAUCGCAUCCUGAGGCAUAGGUUAGUAUUACAGGCACGCCGGGCAGGGUUCGUCAGAGUGCACAGUGAGGGGGGAAAAUUCUGGAAACCUGUAACCCUGACAGGGUUUUAGUAAAUGUAUCUGAGGCAAUUUUAUUCUUGAGAACAAUAUCUCUUGUUUCUUCAAGUCAUUGAGUCCUGAUUUGCUGUGAUUUUUAGAACUGUUUAACCCUUAAAGUUCAAGAGUGACCCACAUGAAUUUUCCCCUCACAAAUAUCAAUACAGUAUCAAAAGAAAAGGUUAGGAGGUUUGAUAAAACGAUCACCUCAGGGAAAAUGCUUUGAUGUUUUAUCAAAUUCUCUCAACUAAUUCUUUAAGGAAAUCUAUGUAGAGCAGUUUGGAGAAUUUGCAGGUGGAUAUUGGGGCUUAGAGGGUUAAUGCCCUUUCAUUGUUAGAUUUUCUUGAAGUAAAUACCAUGCAAAGUAAUCAUAGUGAAUGCAUCUGCAUGAUCUGUUUGAUGAGAACACUGAAUGAUAGUCCAGAAUAUGGCAGAUAGACUAAUAAUUCCAAAUUCCAUGCAAUGGCAUGGUUAUAGAGCAGCGAAGAGAUGACAACACUAAAACUAGUUUCAAGAAAUUACUGGAUUUGGUAGUAAGAACUGGCCAUGAGCCAAACUUCUGCUAGUUAUAAUAGCAAAUUGAUGGUGAGAUGUACAAGCAAAACUAUGCUAUGAUAACUCCAUAUGAAUUCUUCUAAAAUUAAGUUGCCUCUGAAAUUUUACCAUCCAGGUCAACAGAAGGAUUUAUUUAGAGUUGCUACCAAUUUCUCUAACCAGAUGGACAGUUUUCGUCUUGUUCUUACUCAGAUCAUGUCCCAUAGAUCACAAAUUCAAAUUUUUGUGAAGUCAUACUUGUCUACACUAUUUUCUAAUAGAGAAAGACAGUGUUUGUGCUGCACAGUGGUGUCAUUAAUUUGACAGUGUGUAUGUACCAAAUUGUUUUUUUUUUUUGUCAUAUCUGCACAGGGUACCCAAGCAGUCAAAAGAAGAGUUCCUUAUUAAAUGGCGAGAUGUUCCAUACAAUCAGAGCACCUGGGAAAGGCCGGAUGAUGCGGUUAAUUCUCAAAUAAGGUUGGCUAAAAGACCAUUUUACAUUAUUGUAAGACCCGCUUAGGAGCGGUUAUGUCUGUUGUUUAUAUUUCAAAUACUGUCAUUUUUGUCUUUUGAGGAGUAGGCCAAGUCCCUGUGGAUAUUUAACCCAUCCCUAGUCGUUUGUCACCUUUUCAUCUAGUCUUAUGUUGGUAUUUUAACCCUUUGGGUCCCAAGAGUGAUAAACAUCAAUUUUCUCUAAACAAAAUCAGUACAUAAUCAAGGGAAGAGGUUAUGAGAACUGGUGUUAAAAUGAUCACCAAAGGGAAAAUGCCUUGAUCUUGUAUCAAAUUCUCCCGAUUAAUUCCUUAAGAAAGUGUCUUGAGAACAGUCUGGAGAAUUUGUAUGUGGACAUUGAGGCUUCGAAGGUUAAGGCCAUGUUGCUUUUUUGGAAUUUUACUCCAACAAGGUCUCAGCUGUGGGCUUAGUACCGUAGCCUUUGAUUAAAUGUGAGGCUGAGGUUGACCUUGCUUGGUUACAAACCUCCUUUGAUUUCUUAUGUUUGCAAAAUACCAGUUAGCAUUAGAACAACAUUUACAAAAGAAUGCAGAAGAGGUUGUAUCAAAAUAAGGUCAAUUCAAGCCUUGUUUCCAUCUGUAAUUCUAAAAUGGCCUAUUCCCUGCUAGUCUGCUACACAGCCGUUUUUAGUGUCGUCACACAAUGCUCCUCCCCAUUAACGGCUGCUGAAAACUGAACUACAUUCCUUUCCCGUGAUUAGCCAAUUAUAAUUCAGCUCCCAUUUUCUGGAAGGUGUUCGCGCCACCUUUGCGGUACUGUGACUCCUCCAAUCACAGCUUUGCUUUUAUCGUUGCCCCAUGUGUGAAUGACAGAAUAAUCAAAAUCGUCGCGUGAAAACAAGCAAUUAACUACAGUGUUGUCGUAGUCGAGUCGUAUUCAGAAUUUAGGAGAUAAGCAGCAACAGCAAGCAAGUCGAGCAAGUUGCAAUGCACAACAUGGAUGUGCUCAUAAAGUUGCCAGGUAUAGUUUCGGGAAAUCGCGCAUCAAUAAUUUGUAAGAUUGCUUUUUGAAUCAGUACCCUUGAGAGUUUAGUCUUCACAGAACACAAUAAGCACAUCCGGUACAUUAAAUUCUUCACUACAGAUCAGCACAUAUGCACGUUAAUGAAGAACCAACUGAUCCUGGUAAAAGUUUUCUAGGCGUAUCAAACCUUUUUUUCACUCGGAACUUUCUUGACCGCUUAAAACAAACUUUUUUGCAAAUUAACCUUUUCAUUGCUUGAAAACACAGAGCCCGUCUAAAUUCAGCGACGAUUGAUUGAUUUGUCGAAAACUGAGAAGCAUGCUCGCUUCCCAGCGCCCUGCGGCUCACAUAUUGUCAAAUUUCUUGUACAUGAUUGGUUUGUUCGUUAGACCACAAACACAAAGGGAAAGGAACCUGGUUCGGUUUUCAGCAGCCGUUAGUGGGGAGGAACGUUGCGUGACGACACUAAAAACGGCUGUGUAGCAGACUAAUUCCCUGCUAGUUAUUUUUGUUCUGUUAGCACAGGUGAAGUCUCUGACAGUGUGCCUUCUGUAAGAAGUUGUAGCAGAUUGUUUUGAUAAACCCAAAUAAAUUUAUUGUACUUUAAAGUUAAUUCAUACUUUUGAAUGUAUUGUUUUUUUUCUAAAGUGACUUCAAGGACCACAUAGCAAAGUACAGGGAACUCAGGUGAGGGAGUAGUUGUCGUUAUGAAAGCCACAGUUUGUUGAAAUAACUUUUUCACGAAGUUCAUGAACCAUUUCCAACAGAAGUAUUUUACUGUGGACAAUAAAGGGUUCACCUUUCUUUCAUGUGUUAUAAAUUUGCUUCUAAUGACAGAAUAGAACUCCUAUGUUUUUCUAAGAACAUCUACACUUCCUGGUAUACUUCUCUUGUCUAUGAUUGGGACCAUUAGUAACUAGAAACAUAGUGGAGGCAAAUAUAUUUGACUAAACCACCCUUCAAAGAUAACUGACUCCACAAGACUGUUGAAAUUUGAGGUGUCGGUAAAUGCCCCAACAGGGUGAGGGUGUAUUGUUUUUUUUUGUUUUGUUUCUAUUUUGGCCCUACCCAAAACAUAAAGAAGAAAGGGAGAAAAGGGCAAAAGAGACUGACUCCACCCUGGCUGGCUUUUACUGACACCCUUAUAUUUCAGGGAAAAAUCAUUAAGUUGAAUUAUUUACCUUUAUUUUGCUUUGAAUUUAAUAAUCUGUGUAAUGUAUUGUAGAGAUGCUUAUGAAAAGAAGAUAAGCAGUAAAAAGAAGCCCAGCAAACCAAAGAAAAUGAAGAAGCCAGUGCCAAUUGGGGAUGUAAGUAUUGCCAGCAGUUGUCAGUUUAUUUUCAUUAUUCUCAAGUCAUACAGGACCAGAUUCAACCCACUGUCAUGUAACUUUCUUGCACAUCAUGGUACAUUAACACAAAAUUACAUAAAAAUCCCACCUUCUCGGAGGACAAAUUGUGUUAUAAAAAUCAAAGAAACAAACAAAAUCCAAACUGUCACAAGAAUAUUGGAUGAUGGUGGGUCUUAAAAAUGAAUUAUUGUAACAAUCAUUUCUACUAUUGCCAAAGAGAAUCUGUACUAAAAUGAUUAUUAAUUCAAUGAAAAACUCAAUAGUGAACUUAAAAUCAUUUCUGUUAAAAAAAGCUCAACAGAACUUUCAUAUUGCUAUAAUAUUGAACUCAGCUGUAUUAGAAAAAAAACAAUGUCUUAAACACUAAACAUAAACUUUUAAACAUCCAUUUGAUGGGGAUUUGAUCAUGUUAUUUGCAAAUAUGAAACCAUCUAAAGUACAGCAAUGGUAUAGUGAUUUUGGUAAUUUAUAUGUCUCCUCACACAAUGGAAAACUUCAAAUUAGCCUGAAUCAUUCCUGUCCAGCAAAACAUGUUUAGAAGUAUCCAGGCAAUCUUGUUAUAAUAGCCUUCAUUUUUGUAUUGACAUUUUGGCCCAUUCGUUUGAAAAUAAUAUAAUUUGUUGGAAACUCUUUAGAAACGUAUUCCUACUGAUAUCCAGACAAUCUGAAUCAGAUCAAACUUUGUAAUUCACUUAAUGGCAAUAGCUAACAAUAAAGUUACAGGGUUGAUACAGUCAAGGUUUUGUUGACAUAGAUCGCCUCUGGUUUCUGAAUUUUAUGUGAGAGAGGCUUUUGAAACAAAAUAUACCCUAGACCAGUUUUAAACUCUCUGAGAAAAAUAUCUAGUACUUAAUUCUGCAUGCCAUUUCCCUUAAUCUUUGAGGAAGAUCUUUGAUCUUUUGGGCUGGGGGUUAACUCAGCCUCCAAAGAUAGGAUAUCCUUUUGAACUCCCCACCUCAGUGUUUGUCUUCAGUUCAGUUUCAGUUUCAGCUGUUGAAUGUCCGUCAUUCGACAUAGGCCCUCCCCACUAACCUCCACUGGUCCAUGUUUUGGGCGACACAUUGCCAGCAUUUUAAGAAACAAUUCAAGUUGUCUCUCCAACUUGUCCUUGGUCUUCCUCGGUUCCUUGUGUGUUCCCAGGGCAUCCAGAAUGUAAUGUUGGUUAAUAUUGUGUAUAAUGUACUGUACUACAUUGUUGUAACUAUAAUCUUUGAACCUAAUAAAAAGUUUAUAUUGACAUGUGUAGGAUGAAGAUCCUAUUUCAGAUUCAGAAUCUCCAAAGGUUGAUAAUGCAGAUAAACCUGUCAAUGAUGUAAGAAGCUUAAGUACAUUAUUUUAUUGUAACAUAAAAAUUUUACUUGUGUUUGUAAUUGGCCUCAAAUGACAAAAUCUGGUCAUAUUAAACAAUCUGUGUUAAAAGCAAAAUUUACUCUUGUUCACUAACUUCACAAAUAAUAUGUUAAAAUUUUUAACUUUCAUUUUCCUUUUAGAAUGAUUUUUUAUAACUCAAAAUGAAUGAAGUUAACCUUCCAUUGCUAAAUGUAACCUCAGACAUUUAAACAAACAUAAUUAAAGUAACCCUUGCUGUACCCAUUUUUUUUGAAAAAAUUGUUAAGUGACAAGAAACCCUUCAUUAAUCUUUACAUUAAAAGGAAUACAUUUAACAAGUAAAUGCUAAUGUUCACAGCCUACCUAAUAGUCGGUUAAUAUUUUUUGAAUAAGCCAGCAGAUAUCUAGAAUAUGUAAUACAACAAAGUUAAGCCAAUCAGAAUUUGGUCAGCAGAUUCCUCCCUCCCUCAUACCUUGGGUACUGAUACAUAAAAAUAAUGCCUUCCAUCUUUCUUGUGAUUAUGCUGGGAUAACUGCACAGAUACUUGUAUCCAAGUCACUGGUGCAUGCCUGAAUUGCAUAAACUACUCUUGGUUUAAACUUGUUUUGACUGUAUAUGUUACAAAAUACCUUUAGGUCGCACCACUGACUCAAUAGCCCAUGUUCGAUAAAUUAAAAUUCUAACAUGACUCCUGGGUUUUCUGGUAAUUUUUCUUUAUUUGGUUUGGUGCUCAAGUCUCUUCAGGAAAUUGCAAGACAUUGGAGUCGUAAUGUAAAUUAUUUAUUAAACUGUUUUGUAAGAACAAAGGUACUGUUCACAAACAGUUCUGGUUUGUCCUUACAGCCACGUGACAAAUAUGAGGAGCAACCAGACUUUAUAACAGCAGGUGGCGGUAAGCUACAUGAGUAUCAGAUGGAAGGAUUGAACUGGUUACGCUUCUCUUGGGCCCAGGGUACCAACACUAUCUUGGCUGAUGAAAUGGGGCUUGGAAAGACAAUUCAAACCAUUGCCUUCUUGUAUUCACUAUGGAAGGAGGUAUGACUGUUAUUUAGCUUUAAGGUCUAUCAUUUAUUGAUAAUUAUAGUGAAUGAUCGAUUAGGUGCCACGGUGCCUAUUUGAUUUUCCAUGUAAAAGGUGUGGCGCUUAUUCAAGAGUGGCGCUUAUUUCAAUAGCGGGGAAAACACUGAGGGAAGUAUAUAGAGAACUCUAACUUGAGCAACAAACCUUACAAAUAUGUACAUCUCGAAUUGUUAUGUAAACCCGGUUUCAAGAGUUUCCCUUACCUUAAAACGAGAGAAGCUCACGAGUUGGUUGUGGUCUUAUUUGUCAAGCAACUUGGUUUUCAUAUCUCUUUAUAUCAAGCGCCAAAACAAAGGUUGGGCGUUUAUUUGUAAAUACCCAAAUUAGCACCGCAGCACUUAUUAAAUUAUUUUCGGUGUGGUGCUUAUUCGAGAAGCAGAAAGAAAACAAGCGCUUAGGUCAAUUCUCCAUUUUUGGCAAUUUUAAUGCAUAGACAUAAAGAUGGAAACAAAUUGGGCUUAAAGUAGGGUCCCAUGUAGUAUCCUUUGAUUGCAUUUUAUUCGUGGCUUUUUAGAGUCUGUUUCUAAAAGGGAAGAAAUCAAGGUGUUUUUCUGACUCUCAUCUGCCUCUCCACCUCUUGGUUUUUUUGUGCUCUUGUUUGAGCCAGGAGAUUUUAUGACCUCUUUAAUGUGUGUAUGUUUUCAGAUUAUUUAUGAUGAGUACCAGUUUUUUUACAUGUAACUGGAAGUUGUUAUUAGUUAGCUUCAAACAUUGUUUACAUAAUUCAUACUGUUAACUGUUGUUUUUAGGGCCAUUCACCAGGUCCAUUUUUAGUCAGUGCCCCACUGUCUACGAUCAUUAACUGGGAAAGAGAAUUUGAAUUUUGGGCUCCUGACAUGUACGUGGUUACUUAUGCUGGUGAUAAAGCUGCCAGGGCAACCAUCAGGUAAAAUAAUUGGCACUGAUGUAUUUCCUUUAUGCAGUCUACAUGAUUAGUUGAUAGACAGUGCAAGACUGUGCUCAAGCAAUGCCCAGUGGCCCCUGAUGCCCAUAUAAGUUUUGCUGUUGGGUGACUAGAACAUCUUAGUUUUUCAUACAAGUCAUAUACUGGGCACCUGGAUUUUAUAGGUUUAGAGCUCUGCGCUCCCUUAUUUCUCUUAAAGCACAGUCUUGCAGUGCCAUUGAUCAAUCGUUCGAUCAAUUAAUUGAUGGCUUGUUCAGAAUAUUAUAAGCAACCAACAAAGGCUUCUACUAUACUGUCCUUAACAAAUAACCUUUUUCAAAAACCUUUUUCCUCAGGAAUUAUGACUUUACAUUUGAUGAAGAUGCUGUAAAACAAGGACUGAAACCUCAUAAAUUAAAGGUUUGCUUUUAACAUGACCAGGAUUGUCUGUGAUGUUUUAGAUAUGAUGAUGGCCAAUCUGUUAUUACUCACAUGGUAUUUAUCAUUAGGAUGGGCUACUCCAGGAAUUGGCUAUAAUCAAGAAUAUUUGAUUAGGUUAUCACCUUGCAAGCCUGCUGAUUGUAUAAUGAAUUUAGUAUUAAAAAAGUAUGCAUUACAUGUACAUUGCAAGUCAACCACUUCAUUACACAAGUGCUUUUGUUGUAAAAGCUGAGAGAAGUAUGAGGAGGAUUCAAAUUGAGAUUUUCCUCAUGGCUUCACCAUUAGCUAUGCAUGAUGGUUCCUCUUCCAAAAAGCAUUUAACCCACAAGAUUUCCCUACUAGUUGGUUUGCAAAUUGAAUUAGCCUUUUUAUGCAACUUAGGUUACAUUCAAAAAUACCUCAAACCAUUGUAUGAUUUAAGACAACUCUCUCUUACACAAUAGACUACUAUUUUAUUGUUGUGAAUUACACCCCAGCCUUAAGGUGAAUAUGAGGCUAGGGUUGGCUUUGUUUGAUACAAACCUCCUUUACUAAUUUUUCUAAUGUAGAUUUUGCUUUAAAAAUAGUAGUUAGUAUAAGAACAAGACAAUUUACAUAAGAAAGUAGGAAGGGUUGUAUCAAAACAAGGUCAACUCAAGCCUGGUUUCCACCUUUUAAAUGUAAAGUUGGCUUUCGGACUAGUACUUCUCACACUUUGUCCUUUGCCUAGGAAGAGUAGAUUGUUAAUACUGCGUGUUCUGGUUUGCAGAAAGAUCACCCUGUGAAGUUUCAAGCACUGUUGACGUCAUAUGAACUGGUGUCAAUUGACAUGACCACCCUGCAGUCUAUUGACUGGGCUGUAUUAGUGGUGGAUGAAGCUCACAGGCUUAAGAAUAAACAGUCCAAGGUUAGCCCAGAAAUCUUAAACACAACUACUGUAAAUACAAUAAGUAGGCAGAACUCAAACAGCCAAGGAUUUCUUUUGGUUUUACCUCUCUAUUUUUUAAAGUAGCCAGUAGUCACCUUCAUAGGAGCCUGGGAAUUCCAUGGUCCUUGGCUUUUGCAGACAGCCCUGUGCACCCCUUCUUGGUUCCAGGGCAUGUUUUCUGUUCUUUUCUCGUCUCUAUGAACUGUGUUCUCUAUGUUACCUCCAAAGUUAGUUUCACUUAUAGCCAAGUUAAGUACUUGUAGAUAUUUUGCGAAACAAUAAUCCUAAAUGAUGAAAAUACAGACAAUGUCACUUGUACAGGAAUGCAAGAGGACUUCUUAACAUACUUAAAUAGAACCAACUUAAAGAGCAUCAUUAACCGGCCCACAGCCAAUUACUCCUUCAUAUUUUUUACAAAUAGCAACACAGUAACGUUUCUUCUACUGCCCCGAGGUUAUCUCUGUGAGAGAAACUCCCAUCAUUUAAUAUUUGGAUUGUCUUUUUAGUUCUUCCAGAUUCUCAGUGCCUAUUCAAUAGACUAUACCCUGCUACUGACAGGAACACCUCUUCAAAACAACCUUGAAGAGCUUUGGAAUUUGUUGAAUUUCCUUGAUCCUGCAGAGUUUAAGUAUGCUAUUGUUUUUAACUUUAGUGAAAGCAUAAUUUAAUCCACUUUGUUUUUUUUUAAAAUGUUACCAACUAGUAAGAGGUCAAAGACACAAAUAUCGAUCAACAACAUGUAUCCUGUAGGAUGCGCAGAUCAAUCAUGUAGCCUGAAGAUGUCUUUGAAGAAUAUCCUGUUUGUGAAUUCAAGUCUGUUAUAAAACUUUCGUGAAUUCAAGUUAGCAAUAUCAUCUGCAAUGAAAUGGGUCCAAAAGUAAUGACUUAAAAAAAAACAAAGGCAUUUCUAUGCCUAAGCCCCAAUAAAAUCUUUUGUUUUUGAACUGAGACUCAUCAUUUUUCUCACCUCUGCAAUUUGUAACAAAAUUACUGCAGGAAUGAAAAUCAUCUUUCUCAGACAAGUGCCAAGCCCUGCAAGCUGAUCUUUUGUUACAAUGAACCCUGUUUGGGGGACAAAGUUAGUAUAUCUGAUUAUUCUUAUUUUUUUCUAAUUCAGGAGCCAGAAUAGUUUCCUAACAGAGUUUGAGGAUGUUGCUAAGGAAGACCAGAUUAAGAAGCUUCAUGAUAUCCUAGGUCCCCACAUGCUGCGGCGUCUUAAGGCAGAUGUCUUGAAAGGAAUCCCCUCCAAGAGUGAGCUUAUCGUCAGAGUUGAAUUGAGUCCUCAACAGAAGUAUGUUUGCAGAUGUUUUGGAAUCUUCUCAUAAAAUAGCCAUUAAUCCAUUUUGUUUAUACAACAGAAGAUAGCAGUUCAUGAAAGUGUCUCAAGGAACUUUUGGGCUUAUCUUUCAACAUCUGGGUUUUGGUAAAAGGAUGGUCCAGAAAUCUUAAAGAUCACAAUACUUGGCCAGAGCUAGUCGUGACUUUUUUUCAGAGAUGUCCUAACAAAAAGUGGUGGUGACCAACAUUUUACUAUUUGCCUAUGUUAGUAGUGUUGACACUUGUAUUAAUGAUAACAGGGCCUUCUACAGUAUGCUUCAAGUAUCAAGAGACAUGUUUCCAAUUAACUGUGAAACCAAGUGACUAUUCAGACAAGUAAACAAAAUCACUGUGAAAGGACAAGAUAUGUGAAGUAUCUUGCCAAGUUCCUAGGCGCCAUUAAUACCAUGCAGCUUGUUUGGGGUCACAUGGUCUGAGUGAUGCUUUAGUAUUUUGUAUUGCCUAGUUUUUAAUAAUGUAUAUAUUGUAUAAUUACAUUUUACUGUUUAUUACCUAGCUUUUUGCAAAUUCAUAAUUCAGAUUUUUCUUUUUUUUCUUAAUUUCCUUAUUUUACUCUUAUAUCAGGCGAAGAGCCAUACCAUGGAUGUACUGAUAUAAUUUAAACCAUUAUUAUUGUUAUUAUUAUUAUUAUGAAAUUUAAUGACACAGAUAGCGUGAGUAGAUACAAUACAAGAAGAAGGCAAGUGAAUGUCAGGUCAGCACUCAAAGGUGUGGAUUUAAAAAUUGACUGUUUUUUUGUGGUUUGUUUUACAGGAAAUACUACAAAUACAUUUUAACAAGAAAUUUUGAGGCUCUGAACACCAAAGGAUCUCAUCAAGUGUCUUUGUUAAAUGUUAUGAUGGAGCUGAAGAAAUGUUGCAACCAUCCAUACUUGUUCUCUUCUGCGGCCCUGGUAAAUAUGUCAGUUUGAUAUUUCUGACUUAUGUAACAUUAUUAUUUGAAACUUGAUGCAUGGGGCGAAAAAAAUAGAUUUGUUUACUCAUUUUGAAAGUUCAAAGAUUGGAAAUUUUUUUCUCACGAUUGUUCAUGAUAUACAAGUGACUACUCUGUAUAGAAUGAACUCAAAAUUCUUCAUUUUGCACUUGAUUAAGCAGUGCAUUUCCUUUUGGGAAAUCAAUCACAACAACCUGAACUAUUAACAGAUCUUAUCCUUAAAUACCAUUUAGUGAUGGGUUGCCCAGGAUGGGAUCCUGUCAAAGUAAUAGAGUGCUUUUGAAAAACGUGUAUAGAAAGCAGCAAGCCUUUUUUUCGUACUAUCAAUGGGCAUCUGACCAAGUUUUCCCUUCGCUUAUCGUUUAUUGUUUAUCAUCUUUUUGUUUCCUAAUUUGAGACAUGGACGGCUAGAAUCAGACUUUUUCCGUUCGCCAAAGAUAUAAUAAAUUAUUCUAAAUCUCUCCAUUAUGUUAUUUGCAUGGACCUUAGGAGGCUCCUAGAAGUGCUAAUGGUAACUAUGACACAGCAGCUCUUACUCGUGCUUCUGGAAAGCUGGUCCUGCUGGAGAAAAUGUUGAAAAAAUUACGAGAGGAAGGACACAGAGUUCUCAUUUUUUCACAGGUAACGUUAUAA